AUGGUCUCGCGGCCGCAGGAAGACGUAGCAAACACGUCCAUAAGACCUACCCUGGCGUCCAGAAGACGGAGCCAGACCGAAAGCUCCGCGGUCAAGGGAGUGGGCAAGCAAGCUGCUGUAGACUGGGUUGGUGUCAAUGAGGACUCUCCUGGUCGACGCAGGAGACAGCCAAAGCGGAACAUAGAUCGAUCAAGUGCGGUGUCAAGCAGUCGUGGUAUGAGAAAUACCGAGAGCGUGGUUGGCGGCUUUCUACCAAAGCUAAGCCGGAUACUGGAGUUGAGUGAAUCCAAGGCCACCUCACGACAAAGUCGAAGCGGAUCGGACGCUCGAAAGCACCGUGACCAGAGUAUUGCUCGUAGGCAUCGAUACCGAGAGGACGUCUUAGUAGAAUAUCGCCGACCAGUGAGACAUAAAUCAGGCGGUGUGCACAGACGCUCCGAGAGUGGAUUCAAAGUCAACCCAUCACUAUUAUCAGUACUUUCCAGCUUGACUAGGACUUCGGGUAGAUCAAGUGAUAGCAGUACUACGAUCACACAGCAGUCUUACGAUCGCCGUGGUGAAGAGCCUCGCGGAGAAAGCAGAGCUCUGAACAUCCCGGAGACCGAACGGAACGGCAAAAGGCCAAGCUCGCCCAACGUCUUCGACUUCAUGGACGCCACUUCAGUGGACGAAGGCCAUGGCGGUCGAUCAACUUAUUCAUCGUCGUCGUCGUCGUCGUCGUCGCAAUACGAACCUUCAGAGGCUGGAUCCAGUGAACGGUCCGGAACUCCGUCGUCUCAAUCUACAUUCCCAUCACCGACUGCAACACGGCACUCUAGCUUGACCGGAAGUGUAGCAGAACUUCGUCGCAAAUAUGACAGUCAGUAUGCGACAUCGAUCAGCUCUGGCGGGUCUGUGCGAAGUGGUAGUAAAAGUCCCGAGGUGCCAGGACGUAGCAUCAAGAGACUGAGCAAAGUGAGGAAUGACCUGGACGAGCGUGACGAGCUGGAUGCAGAAGCGAAGAGUCAGAUUGAAGUCACUCACGAUGGAAGUCAACGCUCAUCCUCAGUGUCCUCCCGCUCAUCGCGACCUUCACGACGGCACGCCGAGAAGCAGAGCAGCCAAGAAGAUGCUAUGCGUCAGCAUCUGGCAUCAUCCCAGCACAUUCAGCACCACAUGAUCGAUCCCGUCUAUGGACAACAUCGGUCACACUCUGCCUCAUCACAUGGCUCGGCAGGAUCUGCUCGCGCGUAUGCGCAGGUGCAGGCGCAGGCGCAGGCCCAUUACAUGGCGAUGCAGCAGUACCAGUAUCCUUCGCCACAGGCAUAUGCGGUUCCACCCCAGGCAAUGAACGGCCAUGUCGCGCAAGUGCCCGAGAGAAUACCGGCUCCUGAUGCCCCUGAUCUUAGUCAACGGACAAUCACUGGGUAUGAGCAAUUGGCAACCGAGCUCGCGAGCGAGGGAUCUGGAGUGGUGCCCAUCUAUCGCAAGUUCGAAUACCUCAACCAUCGGAUCUUGCUGCAUCUUCAGGACGAGCUCUCGGAGAUGGAAGAACACCUGCGGCGGCUGGACGAGAUCAUCGCCCAGAUGGAGCCUCAACCUUCCACAGUUGAACGAGCACCUGCCUCGAGACGUGGCGACGCCUUCAAUGGCAGCCAGAUCCACCAUCAACGGACCGAGCUCCUUGGUCGCAUCUUCCUCAAGACCGAACAAUACAAUCGUGCCAUGUCUUCCUUCGCGACGAUGGCCAAGGACUCCUGCCCAGCCGAGAAGUUGCAAGUAAUAGCCUACCAACACUGGCUGAAAGAGAAAGCCGCCAUCCACGAAAUUGAGACUCGCUUCCUGCAGAGUGAGAAAGAUCUCAUCCAGCCCGGGAAAGCAAAACUGGUACUACCGCCAGCGCAAUCACCGGAGCCUUUGUACCGGCCCACUAAGCAUGCCGCACUCACAUGUCUCCCGGUGGCAUUGAUGCUACCCCUUCUCCUGUUCGCUCUGAUCCCAACAUUGACCGGUCGCUUGGUAGUGACGACCCUGAUCGCCUGCGGUACUUUCAUGGUCGCCGCCACGACGAGAAUACGACAUCUCAUGCCUGCGCGGGAAUGGGCCGUCUGUGGUGCGGCGUAUGUGCUGCUGAUGGCAGCGAUUGCAGGGUGCAUACCGCAGCAUGGUAUGCCAGUGGGACCUGGUAGUGGUGGUGUGCAGGUGACGUAUUGGAGAUGA
Fulvia fulva is the source of this 2199-nucleotide messenger RNA. RefSeq lists its product as uncharacterized. The record is from RefSeq and is a predicted model, not a curated record. NCBI's taxonomy places the organism in Eukaryota, Fungi, Ascomycota, Dothideomycetes, Mycosphaerellales, Mycosphaerellaceae. The transcript has a single exon. The coding region runs from base 1 to 2199 and encodes 732 amino acids.